Messenger RNA from Folsomia candida, 1516 nucleotides. RefSeq names its product solute carrier family 35 member F5. The transcript has 6 exons. Gene Ontology annotation, biological process: regulation of peptide transport. Lineage: Eukaryota; Metazoa; Arthropoda; Collembola; Entomobryomorpha; Isotomidae. Bases 37 to 1455 code for a protein of 472 amino acids. The record is from RefSeq and is a predicted model, not a curated record.
UACACUGCUGACAAUUAAACAAUUGACAAUGUGACGAUGCCACCACCAGCACCACCAUCGUCCGUGACUACACCCCCACCACAACCCCGCCUCCUCCUCGGGGCGUUACUCUUGUUGUGUGUGGAUCUGAUCUGGGUGCUUUCCAGCGAACUCUCGGACCACAUUUAUCACGAUGAACAUUUCGAUAAGCCGUUCUUCACGGUGUUUGUCAAGACGGGGAUGUUCAUCGUGUUUUUAGUGGGGAGGGUGGGGGUCGUGGGUGGGCAGGGGAAUGGGUUGGGCAGUGGCGGUGGCAGUGGGGAUUAUAGGUUACUAACGGAUGCGGAUGAACCCACAACCUCACAACCACCACAAUCAACGAUAGAAACCCACUCCACCUCCCCCUCCACCUCCGACACCGAAGAAGAACUAAUCAUCGCUCCCACACUCAGCCCCUCGGCCUUCGUCCCCAUAAAUUACGAGGACAACACGAGCGAUGAGGGGAAUGGCAAAGUCAAAUUUAGUCGGGUGGCCGAGGUCCGCCACUGCAGUCCAAAGGACGCCACGGCCGCUACCCUCUCCCGAAUGUCGUACCACGCUUCCCUCGCCGUCCAGGACUCCCUCGCCAGAAAUGCGGACAAACUCACGACGACGGAGACGGCCAGGGUCGCUCUGGCUUUUUGCGCAAUGUGGUUCCUUGCAAACUACACCUACGCGCUGGCCAUUUCCACAGCCACCUCCCAAGUGGCUCUAAUCAACGUCUUGUCCUCCACCUCAUCUUUAUUCACCCUUGGCCUAUCCGCCGCCUUCCCCUCGACCCCGUCGGACAGGGUCACCUUGUCGAAGUUAUUUUGUGUUCUCGUUUCCAUUUGUGGGGUUGUCGUGGUGAGUUUUAUGACGAGGGAAAAUGGGGUGGAGGUGAAGUUAGGGGCCGGUUGGGCUCUGGUCAGUGCGGGGUUCUAUGCGGCGUAUUUAGUAUUUCUGAGGAGGGCCGUGGGCGGGAGGGAGGGACGGAUGGAUGUGUUUCUUUUCUUUGGAUUCGUGGGGCUGUUCAACGUGCUCCUGCUCUGGCCGCUCUUCCUGCUCCUUCACUACUCCUCCUUUGAGGUGUUCACAUUCCCCUCCCAGCGCCAGUGGGGGUUUCUUCUAGUCAAUGGGAUUUUGGGCACGGUCUUCAGCGAGGUUCUGUGGGUUUGGAGCUGCCUGCUGACCUCCUCACUAAUCGCGACGCUGGCCAUCACCCUCACGAUCCCCAUGUCCAUGAUAGCCGACGUGGUGUUCAAGGGUGCGUCGUAUAAUUAUUGGUUUUACAUUGGGUCCAUUCCUGUGCUGGUGGGGUUCGUGGGGGUGACUUUGUUGGGGGUGGGGGACUGGGAUCCACUAGGGGAGGGGGUUUGUCGGAAGGAGGAAGAAGUGGGAAGAGGAGAAGUGGAAGACACCACGACGUUGUUGGAGAAUAGUGAAAUUAAUUCUUAAGAUUUUUUUUGUAGUGUAUUUUUAGUUUGUGUCCUCAAUAAAUGUGGGAUUUGAGAUUGUA